Molecule: messenger RNA, 1799 nt
Organism: Dacryopinax primogenitus
Lineage: Eukaryota; Fungi; Basidiomycota; Dacrymycetes; Dacrymycetales; Dacrymycetaceae
Exons: 8
Coding region: 63-1799 (578 amino acids)
Molecular function (GO): protein binding
Source: RefSeq, a predicted model, not a curated record
UAUACCGACACUGGUUAGACCAGUGGGUACAUUGAAGCUCUUUCAUAAGGAACGCUCUGAAGAUGGCGAGAGGUGUCAAACGGUCGAGAGCGCAGGUUGAGAGCGCCGAGGAGCCUACGCUUGCCAAAAGCAAGAAGCGCUCUCAUACACUGAAUCAUGCGCUUACAGACGAUGCUGGAGACCCAGUGUCAGGCAAAAGCGCCGGUGUUGUUAACCCGCAGAAGGCAAAGAAGGUGAGAGGAAGGCGGGGCCAGCUCGCUUUCAUCCUCCAGGCACCGACGGAAAUCGUCUUACAAAUAAUGUCCCAUCUUUGGCCGCUUGAUAUCCUCAACCUUUCGUAUGCAGACAAGGAGCUCCGGUCCAUGCUGACCGCACCGAACAACAAGUUCAUAUGGGAAGCGGCAAGGGCUAACGUCCCUGGACUCCCGGAAUUACCGCCGGACUUUACAGAGUGGGGAUAUGCGAGGUUACUUUGGUUCAACGAGUGUGAUAUGUGUGGUUCUCGCUUGACUCGGAAGCCAGAAUUUGCUCUCCUACGCAUUCGUCUGUGCCCGAAGUGUUCGAAGAAGCAUGUGAUAAACGGCUUUCAUCUCCACUGGCCGCGCGACAUAAUUAAACCGUUCGGGGACCACACAGCCCUCCUCCCGAAUUUCGUAGGAGACUUCUUCGAACCCGCUCUAAAGCGACUGGCACGACGCGUACAGAAGAUCAAAGGUACACCGCGAUGGGAGGUAUGGGAGAAGCAGCGGAGAACGUUCAUCGAGAAGGUUCAAGAACAUGGCAAAGCGUUGUCUGAAUGGAUAGUUGAGACGAACCUAGCUGCGAAGGAAAAGUCGAUUCAGAUGCAGAUGAGGCGAAGAGAGGCUAUUUCAGAAAGAUUGAUAGGAUUAGGACAUUCACCAGAGGAUGUGGCUUCGAUACUCAUGCAAAAACAACGUCUUAUCUGUUCGUCGGAAGAGGUCACGGAAAAAAAUUGGCCUCGAAUACAAAAGAUUCUGGAGGGAGUGCUCCGAAACAUCAAGGAGGAACGCAUAAAAGCCACUCGCGAAGAUGAAAUUCGAGACAGUCUGAAGAGGGUCUACUGUGAAUAUUGGGCAAGCCUACCUCCUGGAAAAGACAAACACACCAUGCCGCCGGUCCUGGACUUUCUGGAUCUUCCUUCCUCCCUUCGAUUGCUGUACAGGCAUGAUGCAUCUGGAGUGGACAUGAAAGCCAGUUUCAGUAACUCAAUCGCUCAAAUUGAGCAGGAUAUCGAGCUCUUCCGGAGCGUGUUGCGACGUGAUCUCUUUUUGAUGUACGAUACCUACGAGCGCCAGCAAUCCUUCGCCGCUUGGGCAAAGGACGACACCAAUAAGAACGAUUUCACCCGAUAUCGAUUUCUGCGACGUGCCACCACGGUCUUCGUUUUCUCACAAGGCCGGGUUGGCACACCAGUACACUACGACUCUCUUUUCUCUCAUGCAUUCGAACCGGACCACACGCGAGGCCAAACUCCGAACUUGCUUGCUAAGUGGGAUGACCUGAAGCAAAUGUUGAGGGUAGAUACCCACGCAAUCGAGAUCAUGGAGCGUAUCGUCAAGCGCGCGAAGCUCAAUCCUGCUACGACAACGAUUGAUGAUUUGGAGAGUCUAGGAGCGGGUUUUUCGCGUCCGAAUAUCGACAAGCACGAUCACCCAAUUACGUGGCGUGAACUGGUAUGCCCUUCUGCUAUUGACGUUAUCAGAGCUGAUCUGUUGCUCGCAAAGUACCAUGAGCUCAUGACGUUGCAAUGCUCUUGGGUGAUAUCAGCCGACCCUUGA